Thamnophis elegans (Western terrestrial garter snake) is the source of this 2187-nucleotide messenger RNA. RefSeq names its product coiled-coil glutamate rich protein 2 (gene CCER2). The record is from RefSeq and is a predicted model, not a curated record. Gene Ontology annotation, cellular component: secretory granule. NCBI's taxonomy places the organism in Eukaryota, Metazoa, Chordata, Lepidosauria, Squamata, Natricidae. Bases 713 to 1984 code for a protein of 423 amino acids. The transcript has 6 exons.
AUUUCCCCCUGUGCUGGCUGGGGGAUUCUGGGAAUUGAAGUCCGCAAGUCUUAAAAGUUGCCAAGUUGGACGCCGCUGCUUUAGCACAACUAACCUAUUUCAACGUUGUGCGCUUAAAGACGCCCCUUGCCAGCUUGGGAUGCCUUUAAUUCUGAAAAGGCUGCCCGCUCUCCCGUACCCCUCCCCAGGGUUCAAAUCCUUCCUCCCCUCCCUCACACUUCUAGGCUUGCAUGAAAAGAUCCCCUCCCCUCUUCACAGCCGGGGGUACCUAAUGCCCUUCUUUGUAGGCAAUGCUAAAUCAUGCAUGAAUUCUCUAAGCCACUGGAAAGGGUUUUUUAUUUAUUUAAAAAAGGCAGGGGGUCUCAUUAGCACACGUAUAAAGGCUCCCUCCUCCCCCCCCCAGCCUCUCAACCUUCUGUUUAGGAACAGGUGACAUCACUUCCUUCCCGGCCUCCUCCCUAGCAUUCCCCCCGCCCCUUUCUCCAAAGUCCCCGAUGCGACUCCCUCCACUUGCACAUGCCAAGAAGUCCUUCAAGCUUCCCCAUCCAAGGACGUUCACCCUGGUUGCAAGAGCUCGCUUUGCGUGGGGUUUUCCCCUCUGGCCCCACUCCCUCUUUUAGUCCUUUCUGCAGUCACUUUUCCUUCUCCCACAGAAACACACCGCCGCCCCAAGAGGGACGAGAGAAGCACCUUUGCUGGGAAUUUUUGAGCGAUGAUUUCUCCGGAAACCUCGCUUCUCCUCUUUUUCCUCUGGCCAGCGUUUUCGCUGCCCGUACCAACUCAGCUGUCCAAGGACGAUGAAACGGUGAUUAAAUGCAUCUCAGAAAUCUUAGCAGACACCCUGUCCAGAUCCAGCCCAAUGCCAGUGACCAGCGAUUGUAUGAAGGUCCUGAGGGAGGACGACAGAGUCCUGACGAUGCUCCACCAUCGGCAUCUGCUGACAGAGUUGGAGGGCCUCGCCCAUCAAGGUGAGCAACCUCCAUUCUCGUGUUCGGUUCUUUGCCAGGCGAAGAUGGAAGAAAACACAAAGCAUCUCCUGGCCCACGAAACCAACCACAAUUCUCGGGAAGAAAAGCAACAAGGAGAACUCAAGAAGAGGGGGAAGCCUGCCCAACGGAAGGGAGCUGCCCCUGAGGAGGGGGAAGAGCUCGCUGGCGAAAAGAAAGAUGUGGAGGAGGAGGAGGAAGAAGAAGAAGAAGAGAAGGAGGUGACUAAGAAGGAAGAGAAAUCUAAAAACCUAAAGGAGGAAGCCGAGGUCUCCCGAGAGGAAGAUCUUCCAGAUGCUUUGAAGGGACGAGAUGAAGAGGAAGAGGAGGAGGAGGAAGAGGAGGGAGAAAUAAAGAAGAAGGCUUCCUCAGAGACGUGGCACUCCAAAGAAUAUUUCGGCCACGUCAAAGAAAGAGGUUCCAGGCCGCCCAAAAUCAGAAAGGAAAUGCGUGAGGGGGACGAAGAGAGGCAGGAGACGGGCAAGAAACGCCCGAGGAUGGAUGAGGAAGACGGGGAGGACACCUCAGAAGAAGAGGAGAAGAAGAAAUACCAUCCUGGAGGAGACAACGAUGAGGAGAAGUGGGAAGGAGAAGAAGAAGGGAGGAUGGCCAAGAGGGUGGCGGAGAAGGCCAGCGACGAGGAGACCGCUCAGUUUGAAGAGGAGGAGCAAGAGAAGGGUCUUAAAAGCUCCAAGGCCAAGGCCCACCUCCACAAAGGGUGGAAGCCAUGGCAGGAAGGAGCGGAGGAGAAGAACCACCACAAGGUGAGACACGCCCAUCACCAUCCAUCCCUUGACUUGGACCUCAAGAAGAGGUAUGAGAAGGAUCGGGUGGAUCUGAGGGGCAGACACCACACCACCCCUGAGGAGGAGGAAGAGGAGGAGGAGGAAGAAAAGGUCGCCAGGCAGAGGAAGGCUCCCGAGGUGGAGAAACUGGAAGAGAUUGUACGGGAGUUGAAGUGGGCUGCUGACCAACUCGAGGAACUGAAGACGGGUUAAAUCCUGCGGCCGCCUCAGGAGCUGGGGAGGGUAGGAGAAAGCCCAGCUAUCCCCCCCCUCUUCCUCCUGUCUCUAUGACCCUUGUAUUCAGCUUGGCUUUAGACUGUUAAACUAAGUUUUCCCUUGCUUACAAUGAUAAUAAAGAAUAGUUGCAGCUCAGGGUUGAACUGUGGAAUCCUUGGGGGUCUCUGAGCUUGGUGGUU